Molecule: messenger RNA, 1297 nt
Organism: Chelonus insularis
Lineage: Eukaryota; Metazoa; Arthropoda; Insecta; Hymenoptera; Braconidae
Product: tumor protein p63-regulated gene 1-like protein
Exons: 6
Coding region: 316-1215 (299 amino acids)
Cellular component (GO): cytoplasm
Source: RefSeq, a predicted model, not a curated record
UUACCAUUUUCAUUACGUCUAUGGAAAAACGUAUUAGAUUAGUUCAUUAGAUAAGAGAAAGAGAGAGGGGGCUUUCUAUGUUAUUUAUUUUUUUGAAGGCCAUAUUUGAUGAUCUGAAAACAAAUAUUAAACUCCAAUAUCGGCCUCAUAUGUAUUUAAAUCAUCAUAAUAAAUGUUAUUUUUGUACGCGUGUACAAAUCUUAAAAGGUUUCACUCAUGGUUGAACUUCUUUCUAUUGGCUUAUCUAUUGUUAAAGCAUACGAGCGUACUAGUGGAAAUUGAUUUUUAAUAACAGUUAAUCAAAAAAAUAAUCUAAUGUUGGACCAUAAUCAACUGGAUGAAAUUCCUACGAUGAAUUUCGAGGCUGCUACGUUAAGAAUGUCAAAAGAAGUCACCGAUACUGAGACUAAAGAUGACAUUUACUCACAAGAAAAUAAUAAUAACGCAGCCACGGCAAAAACAAAUAUUUUGAGUAUUCCCUUUAAACAUAUUGAUGUACACACAUUUUUUUCUGAUAGAAAUGAAGUUGUAGAACGUGCAAUUAAAGAAUGUCAAGAGACACUGUCAACUGAUCAGAACGACGAAAUUGUUGGAACUUGGUUAUUAACAGAAAUAAGUUUAUGGGAUACUGAAAAAGAACGAAUGGUGUUAUUGACCAAGAAUGCUUUGUUUUCAAUUAAAUAUGAUUUUAUUUCAUUAAAAAUUCGUGAAUUCCAUCGAGUCCCAUUGGCAGAAAUUGACAAAAUUGCUUAUGGAGAAUUGGAGUACCCAGCAAAAUCUGUUGUACCACGUUUGAAUGGCUUUGCUGAAGGUUUAUCAUCAGCAAUCCAUUGUGCAGUUCGUCAGCAAUGGUCUUCCAUAACUUCACGAUCUGAAAUUAAUUUUGAGCCUAAAAAACGGAACAUGUUUGGUGUUAGAUUAAUGUGGAAUAAAGGAAAACCGCUAAGUUUCGAUAAGAAAUGGAAUCCAUUUGCCAAACAUCUUCCUAUGGUAACUUAUGCUAGCCAUCCUUUAUAUUGGCAUAAAGACUCUAAUGAUGAAAAGACACGUUUUGAUGUUGAUGAUUUUUACGCAGUAUUAAAGAAUCUCUUAAUUGAUCGAUGUGAAUUUAUUAGUACUCCUCUAAUUGUUGAAAAUUAUGUAGGAUUAGGUGCAUUAUUACACAACCGAAAUUCUCUAGGAUUCUUUAAAGUUCGUGGCAGAGUUAGUUUUUAAGAAAACUGUUGAAUUAUGGGUUUUGAAUGAUCUGCAUAUCGAUCUGAUGAAUUUUACUCUAUUGAUAAACGAAAAAAAAAAA